This is a messenger RNA of Camponotus floridanus (Florida carpenter ant), 2931 nucleotides long. Its product is annotated as polynucleotide 5'-hydroxyl-kinase NOL9. The record is from RefSeq and is a predicted model, not a curated record. Gene Ontology annotation, molecular function: polynucleotide 5'-hydroxyl-kinase activity. The transcript is spliced from 7 exons. NCBI's taxonomy places the organism in Eukaryota, Metazoa, Arthropoda, Insecta, Hymenoptera, Formicidae. Gene Ontology annotation, biological process: cleavage in ITS2 between 5.8S rRNA and LSU-rRNA of tricistronic rRNA transcript (SSU-rRNA, 5.8S rRNA, LSU-rRNA). Gene Ontology annotation, cellular component: nucleus. The coding region runs from base 274 to 2820 and encodes 848 amino acids.
AAUUUUGGAACAUUAUUUCAUUGACUAAUCACACGCCCAUUAUUUCAUUGACUAAUCAAAAUGGAGAAAUUUUGCUCCUUUUAUUCUAAUUGGUCAAUCAAAUACUACUCCAAUGAAGGAUUUUUGAACACAAUCCUGAAAUUCUACGCACAUUUCUCCAAAAAAAGUAACAAUAACAUCGAAAAUCUCAUGGAGCGUUAGAUUAGAUUUUUGCCUACACGUGGAGUGUGUUAAAAUUUAUAAGCAUAAAUAGGUAAAUAACCUUCUUUAUUAAUGAAUAAACAUAAUAAACGGAUAAAGGAAAAGAGAGCUAAAUUGAAAAAAAUUAAAAAACAACUGACAACACGAAAGAUAAAAAAGAAAUAUUCUGUCAGCAAAAGUGAAUUUAUGUUUGCUUCUGAAAAUACUGCUAUAAAUUUGAUCGAUAAUAUGGAUAUUGAUAAUGCGCAAAAUAUUCAUUCAGAUUCUACAGUUGAUUCUAUAAGAUGGAAUAGUUCUCAGGAACAGAUAGAUGAGAAGAUAGAUAAUGAUUGGAAGCUGGAUAAUUCCGAAGAAGAGAUGGAAGAAGAUAUAGAUGAUUGGACUCAAAUUGCUCCGAAAGAAAAAAGAAAUAUAGAAUCACCACUUGUGAUUGAGAUGCAUUCGAAUGAUGUUAUGCCACUAAAUUUACCACAGAUAUUUAAACAAGAGCAAGAGACAAAAGUAGAUGAGGAAAGAUUUUACAAUGACAUGUUUAAAGUAGAUGCAUCAUCCAGUGAAGAAGCGUGCAUUCUAGUUGCUAAAUCUAUAAACUUUAAGCAUAACACUCACAUACAAGCACAAACAUCUAUGUCAUCAAAUACAGGUGAAAAUAAUGAAACCCAAAAUAAAAUUGAGGAUAAACUAGAAAAUAUUAGCAUCAAUAAUAUAAACAGUUCUAAGAAAAAUCCUACAUGUAAAAAACUCGAUAAAAAUAGAAUAUCUGUAAAUUGUAAUAUAGAAAAGUUGCCGCAAAGCCCUCUUAAAAGUAAAAAUCGCACACAUCAGCCAUCGCGGAACAAAAAAGCACCAGAAUUUUAUUGCAUAAGAAACAUAGUCAUUAUUAUAAUGAAAAGCAAGAAUAGAUUAUGCUUCACUGGUAAACUGUUGGUAAAAGUAUUAUAUGGCGCUGUGCAAAUUUACGGGUACAUAUUAAAUAAGUCGACCAAUACUACAAAAGUGUAUUCUCCGCGAGGAUACAGUAAUAUUACUAUAGAAACGAGCAAGAGAGAAAGAUAUUCCAAAGAUAGUAAUAUCGAUGAUAUCUGGACAGCACUCGCCACAGAAGGCAUCACUCGAGAUUCGGAAAGCAAAUUGCAAGUCGACAUCGAUAAUGUUCGACCAGGAGACGCCGUUCUCGUGUUGCAGAAUUUCGAAGAUAAUUUGACGAUUUUUCUGAAAACUUAUUUUCCAUACUUCAAAUUAUUUCCAGAUGUAAAUAAUUUCUCCUACUAUCCUUGGACAGAUCCCAAACGAGCCGAGAUAAUAUUGCAAGCCGAUCUACAUUUCGAGCAAUACAAUAAUUCCAAUUACAAACGAUUGAUCGUCGAUCCGUAUAUCACUACUGAUAUUGCGCAGAAAAUGUUGAAUCUUUGGCGUGCGAACCAAUGGUCUUGCACGUUGAUUGCUGGCGGUAAAAACGUCGGCAAGUCCACCAGCGCGCGAUAUUUGAUCAAUAGUCUAUUGCAUACAUGUGCAAGGGUGAUCCUGGUGGAUAUAGAUCCCGGUCAAGCAGAAUGCACGCCGCCCGGCUGUAUCUCGUACAGCUUAAUCGAGGAGCCGCUAAUGGGACCAAAUUUCACGCACUUGAAGAUACCGGUUUACCAACUAUUCAUCGACAACGUAAAUGUCGCUCAAUGCGUCACACGCUACCUGGAAGGUGUUAAGAUGCUGAUUGAGAGAUUAAAGGAGAAUCCCGAACUAUCCCGUUUACCUAUUGUAGUAAAUACGAUGGGUUUUACGCAAAAUUUAGGUUGGGAUAUUGCAAUUUUUGCGAUAAAACUCAUCAGACCGUCGAUAAUCAUGCAAAUUAUGUCGUCCAAAAAGAAGAAUAAUUAUAAUAAUAUCUUCAGUGUGGAAGUCGUAAAUAAACAGGAAUGCUCGUGGGCGUUUUGCGACGAGAAAUUUAUCGAUUGGAACAGACCAUGCGAGCACGACUUGUGUGUAAUUCAAUCUCAAGUCGAAGGCACCGUAACGCAAACGACAAUGGAUCAAGGACCAAACCAGUGGAAUAUGGAACCGUAUCAGCAACGCGAGCUCGUCAUAAUGUCUUAUCUCAGCGAUAUCGUACGCGACAAUGAUUCUCUUCAUUACAACACAAGACUAUCGCAUAGCAUCAAUCAAGUAAUGCCGUACACGGCGCCUUUCUCUUCCCUCUGCAUUAUUCCUCAGCGAUUGUUUGGUGUACCGGCAUCGCGUGCUUUGAGCGUCAUAAAUGGUAAUAUUGUAGCUCUGUGUGGUAUAGAUUUAACGGAGGAAUCUUCUCAAAACUCAACAGAUAUCUCCACUCUUCGGGUACUGACGCAAAGAUCGCCUUUAUGCACAUGUUACGGUUUCGGAAUAGUUCGGGGUGUUGAUAUGGAACAACAGCAAGUAUAUAUAAACACGCCAUUGCCGAUAUCGAUCAUGCAGCAUGUUAAUUGUUUAGCUGGCUGCAUUCCCGUUCCUCCGAUGUUGUUACAAUUGUAUCCAGGCGCACCUUACGUAAGUAGAAAUGUAACAUUACCGACGAGUCGCGAACCGCGCAAAGGAUACUUUCGAAUGAGAUAUCGAAAAAAACAGAAUCCUAAUAAAUCUUCAUAAUAAAAUUGUACAAGUAUAUAUCCUACAACUUGCGCCUUCUAAAUGUUCAUUGAUUUUCCAUUGGAGAUGAACAUGGAGAGGGAGCAUUUUACAAAUAUAACAUAGUUGUAG